AUGGCGGACCACAAUACGUACCUUAGGUACAAGCGCGACCAGAGACAUCUUGUCUACUGGAUUAUCAACACGUCCGCUGCUAUCCUCAAGAAAUUCCCAUCCGAGAGCUCACAUCUCGAUCCCAUCCCGGGAACAAUCUUUCGUAUUUUCGAGUCCAUCAUUGAAUCUCGAAAGGAGACGCACAAGAUAUUCCUGAAGAUAACUGCUUCAGACAAAGACCCGGAAAUACAAAAGAGCAACGAGUCUCACAAGCACUGGAUCGAUGGCCUGGUGCAAGCUUUCGAUGCCUUAGGAGGCGAAGCUUGGAAAGCGGCAAGGAGCUCACAAACCGAGAUCCCCGUUGAAGACCAGGAGGAGGUGAUUUUUGCAAAUCAAUUUUCAAGUCUGAGCUUGGGGGACGACGCGCAUGCCAAAGGCGAAGAAUCAGACCAUGACACCAGUGGAGCCGAGGAGAUUGAGUCUACCACACAAAAAGCUGCAGGUGCUGCAGCAAGAUCACGACAGAAGCCUUCGAAGAAAGGGAAAAAGGGCAAAAAAGGACGAAUGCCAAAGACAAAGGGGAAGCCGGCGGAUACAACAGCCGCCAUCGAUCUCCCAGACCUGCCUCUGGAGAGUUACCGCAUCAUUGAGGAGGAUGAAAAUGGCACCGUCACCGAUUACCUCAUGGCUGUCUACUCGCUGGUCCAGCAGAUGAUAGAGCUUCGCCACCACUUACAGGGCGUUUGGCGGCAAGUCGCUUACAACAACAUGAAUAGCGCUGUCGCCGCAAAUGUGUCAAAGGUUGCAAUCGGCAUGAUAAAGCAUACCCAAUCGCAGAUCUUCGUCGAUUUCCCUGGGCAUGACUCUUUCGACACCGUCAUGCAGACUCUCACUCGUGGAGACCCAGACAAAUCCCAAGGGAGAUUUCACAUGCAAGCUACCAAACAAGGCCCAGGUGGAUCUUGCGGUGUAUCGCAACAACAACACGAAAUUGAUGUGAGAGAAGAGUUCUUCUUGAAUGGUUACCAGGAUCUCUUCGACUUCAUCACAGACUAUCAGCACACGCGCAGUGGUAAGCCCACUAAGUCCAUGCUCAAGGUCCUUCAAAAUUGGAAUCCUACUCUGGAUCUUGCACGAGCUACUCAAAAGGAACGCCUGCAGUGGCGCCGUGUGUAUACGAUCAACUGGCUCUAUGAUCUGGUUAAUGUCUUCUCCUCAAUUGUUGUCCAACGCCGAGCACCAAAGAAGCAAAACAUUCCUCUCGAGCAAGUUGAUUGGUCAGAAUAUGGACCAUGGAGCCAAGGCCAAAGAAUCUAUGGUAUCAGAGACUUCGCUGUUGACAUUACCCACUGCGCGGUGCCAAAACAAGGAACGGACAUUCGACCGAAGAUUCUCCCUCAUCAUGUCUUCCAGUUGCAGUGCAUGGUGGAUGCUCUGGCUGUCUCUCGUGGCUGGUCGAUCGGUGUUAUUGCGGGACAUGUUAUGAAACAACCCGCUAACAAUUUCCAACCCCGACGGGAUGUCGACAUGUUCAUGGACCGCCGCCAUGAGAGAAAGCUCAGAGGCUACAUCGACUCUGUGGAUAUUUUGAUGCAACUCUUUGAAAGGGAUGCCAUGUUACACGGGAACCCCAAUCGAAAUGGGGUUAUCAGAGAGCUUGUGGGGAAUCUGCUUCACGAUUUCAUCAAUUGGCUCGGGGAGAGCAAAUACAAGUAUGGGCUGACGGAUAUCCCUCCAUCGCGAUUCUCAAAUACGAACGCCAAUGGCCUUUGGGAAUACUCGCCCUUUCUUUGCGGCGCAGGCUUAUCGGAGGCGCUUGAGCUGAGCUACGGCAGAGGCCUGGUGGUCUGGGAUAGUGUUCCUGAACCAAUAUGUGUCAUUCACCUCCACAAUAUGUUGGUCCAGAAAGGCCUCCUCAAGCGACCAAUCGGCCUGUGGGACAGCCUUGGAUCUCUUUUUGAGAACUGCUUUUUCAAUGGAAAACCUCCAACUUCCAAAUUCCACGAAGCCUUUGAAAAUGUGGCCGGCCAGUCUUCAGAACGUCGCGCAGGUUUCCGAAAGUCAGGCGAGAGUAAGAAUCUUGGAAGACGACCUUCGGAUCUGAAGGGGUCCCUCGAUCCUAGCGAGAAUCGCUUCUACACAACCAAAUCGCUAUUGGAAGUCUACAAGGCUGCCGAUUGGAUUCCUGAUCGCAUUCCGAAUGAAGACAUACCCACUCAAUCGACGCUCGCGUUUCUUCGACUUGCAGACAGCAAGCAAAUCAAAGAUCCCGUCACAGGGAAAGUCACUUUGGAAGACUCUGAAUUGGUCAAGCGCCUGAGAGCCGCAGGGUUGAGUGACAAAGGCAUCAUUGACCUUGCAUCGAACAUGGCAUUCGAGAAGCCCCUCGCGCCCGAAUUGGUGAAGAUUUUGAAGGCAUCAGUGCCAGAAGGAUACACAAUGAAUGAAGCUUCACUUCACACCGAAAAGCGCAAGGUCAGCCUGGGAACGUAUCUGGGGCUGCUUGAGACGGAUUUUGUUUCAGAUGUCUCUGGUGAGAAUCGUCCUCUCUCGAGUCUCAAUUAUCUCCUAGUCCUUGCACGGUGCUACAUCCUGUUCACGAGACUCGAGGAAAAGUUGCGAGCACGCCGCAACAUGACUUGGGCAAUAGCCUACGAAAGUGAAUUGGCAAUCAUGAACCGAAAGAGACUUUCGCUCACUUCCUUUGCUUUGACCGAAAAAGACCCUGAGUGCAUGUCAAUAAUGGCCGAAGAGUUUGAGAAAAUGCGCUGUGGAUUUAUGGAUCACAUUUACUGGGACGAUUUGGUUGACCAAAGGGAAAUGGAAAAAUAUCUGUCCCCAGAGGACCAGAUUCCAUCCGGAACAGACGCCUGUACGGUGAUGUGA
Messenger RNA from Penicillium olsonii, 2865 nucleotides. NCBI's taxonomy places the organism in Eukaryota, Fungi, Ascomycota, Eurotiomycetes, Eurotiales, Aspergillaceae. The record is from the annotation of a GenBank genome assembly.